Molecule: messenger RNA, 3210 nt
Organism: Triticum turgidum subsp. durum (durum wheat)
Lineage: Eukaryota; Viridiplantae; Streptophyta; Magnoliopsida; Poales; Poaceae
Source: the annotation of a GenBank genome assembly
AUGAUGGAUGGCCAACCUAUGGUGAGCUACUCUACAGGAGCAAUAAACUCCCUUCUCGAUAAGCUCACCAAAGUGAAGAAGCAUCCCGAUAAAAUUCUAGAUUUACGGAGAGCCCUGGUGGCUCUUGAAUCGGAUUUUUUCGGCAAGCUUGCGAGGCGACGGGAGAUGAACUCGCAAGUCGAAGCGUGGGUGAAGCAUGUGAGCGAACUGGUCUUCGACAUGGAAGACUGGAUCGAACAGAAGGGACAUGAACAAUUGGAGAUUGAGGAGGAAAUGGAAAAUUUCCAGGCCCAGAUCAAGCACGCUCGUGAGCUCUGUGAAAGGUACAAUCUUGUUACUGAAGUUCGCACUGACUUCCAUGGUCCUGCUGUUGUACCAGGCCAAGUGACAAAAACUGAUUCGCGGCCACUUGUGGAGGACAAAUCUGGUAUCAUCGUCGAUGUCCCAAAUCCAAGAGAUGGGCUUCUCAAGCUUCUGAGAAGCGAGCAUGAGAAGAGGCUAAAGACUGUUUUCAUCGUCGGAAUGGAAGGCCUUGGCAAGACCACUCUUGCCAAGGAGAUAUAUGAAGAGCUUCAAGGGGAGUUCGAUUGCCGAGCUUUCGUUACUCUUGGCAGGAGGCCAUCCAUGAGGGGGACUCUAAUGGACAUACUUCGUCAAGUGAAGUCCUCGCAGAAGAAGAAUAAGGUAAAGCCGAAGACUAAUCCUAGGUAUGGCGGCGAAAAAUCUGACCAGGAUCUGGAAAACCUCGUCAGUAAGCUUUGGGACUACCUCGGCACCAAGAGGUAUUUCAUCUUAGUGGAUGGCGUAUGGAGCACACAGGCUUGGGGAAUCAUCAAUUGUGCUUUACCCAACAAAAACCAUGGAAGCAGGGUAUUAACAACAACUUGCAUUAGCGAUGUUGGCAAGUUUUGUUCUGUACGUCCCACUGAUGUCUAUUGGAUGGAGACACUAAGUGAUAAAAAGUCUGAAGUCGUAUAUGAGCAAGAAACAAAACGAGUUAAAGAAUGGCCAGCUGAAGUUGCCACAAAUAUGUUAAAUAUGUGUGGUGGCAUGCCAUUGGCUAUAAUUAUUGCAGCCGGCAUAUUAAGUACGAAAGAUGAAGAACUCCCGGAGCUCAACAUGUCUGUUGUUUCAUCACUAGAGCAAUAUUCCACGUCAAAAGGGAUGGCAAAGAUACUCCAGAUAAGUUAUGCUGCUCUAUCCAUGCCUUUGAAGUCGUGCUUGCUUUAUUUGAGUAUUUUUCGUGAAGAUUAUACCAUCAAGAAAGAUCGUCUGAUACACUUAUGGAUAGCGGAAGGACUUAUUCCUAUAAAAGAUAAAGAAAUAAAAUGUCAAGAAAUAAGAGAUGAAGAAACAAGAUGUGAAGAAGUGAUAGUUGACGGAGGAGAAAAAACAAGAGAAAAAAGGGGUGAAGAAAAGAGACGGGAAGAAACAAGUGGUGAAGAAAAAGGAGGUGAAGACACAGUUGAAGGAGGAAAAGGAGCAGGAGUUAAAGAAAAAAGAGGUGAAGAAAUAAUAUGUGAAGAGAAAAGCAGUGAGGAGAAAGGAGCUGAAGAAACAAGUGGCGGAAAAAUAAGAUGUGAAGAAGCAAUCAGUGAAGAAAAAGAUGGUAAAGGUGACGAAGAAAGCUUGUGGGAGACAGGGGAGAAGUACUUCAACGAGCUUAUCACGAGGAGACUCAUUCAGCCAGUGUUCGGCUACGAUGAUGACCAGGCAGUGGGUUGUACCGUUCACAGUGUGAUCCUUGAUUUCAUCAAGUCACUGUCGUGCAAUGGCAACUUUGUUACAUUCGGUGCAGAUCUCAAGUCCGGGCUGUUUCCAGGUAGCAAACAUACGGUUCGGCGAUUCUCGCUCGACUGCUAUGACGACCAAGACGAAGAUGGCACCUUGGCCUCGAUCGCAGUUCACCUAUCUAGAGUGCGAUCGGUCACUGUUUUGGGAGAUAUUCAAGGGAUUGCUGGCUUUUCGGCCCUCACAGUGUCUGGGGAAAUUCAAGGGACGUCAGUCCUUCCGUCUUUCAAACUUAUACGAGUACUGGAUCUGGAAGAUACUGCUCAUCUGAGAAAGCAUCAUCUUGAAGGCAUUGGCGGAUUGGUUCUCUUGAGAUACCUGGGACUUGCAGGGACUGACGUCGAUGAGUUACCAGAAGAAAUUGGGGAACUAGAGCAGUUGGAUACCCUAAAUUUGAGGCGGACAACAAAUCUGAACACUUUGCCUGCGUGUAUAGCUGAACAGAUAAGGUUGGCACAUCUGCUAAUUGAAGCUACUGUCAAACUGCCCAGCAAGAUCCUGGAAAUGCAGGGACUAGAAGAAGUAUCGACAAUAGGUGUCGGCAAUAGCAGCUCAAUCGGCUCAGUCGUACAGCUCCUGAAGAAGUCAGAGCGGCUGAGGGUUCUCGGCUUAAGAUUUGAUCGGUCACACCUAUCUGAUGAUGAGAACGCAAGAGCCCUAUUUGAGCAGGUUGCAAACUGUACUAAGCUUCGUUCCCUGUCUCUUGAUUGCCUUGAUAAUAAGUUGCUUGACUUACUGCUCCGGUUCCCUCCAUCUGAUGAGCUCCGAAGAUUUGAGCUGAAAGUCUCUGCUCCACUUCGCAGAGGACUGGCCCCUCUUGUCAGCGUUACCCACAUGGAUAUUGAGAUUGUUCGGUUAAACAACGAAGGUGUCCGUGUCCUGGGAGGCUUGCCUAAGCUAGUACUUCUCAAGUUAGUAUCUUCAGGUAUCAUCGAAUCUAAACUUAAAUUAAAACGUAUCAUCGAACCACAGUUAUUGAAGAAGAUCGUCCGUGUGACCAUGAGACUAGGAAAAAGGAUUCCAUUGACGAAGAAGAAGGGUAUAAACAGUAGGUGCACCGUCAGUGGGGAUGAUGGCUUUAAUUGUCUUAAGGUGUUCUCGUUCAAUUGCCUAUCUGGGGGGACGGAGCUGCGCUUCACAUCAGGAGCCAUGAAGAAGCUUGAAAGGCUAUCCCUCCAAUUCUCUGCACUGCAAACAAAGCCUCGGUAUGGAAACUUCAGUUUUGGCAUUCCGUGUCUCUCUUCUCUCACACAUGUCCAUGCCACGGUUAACUGCAAAUCUGCUAAAGCUAAGGUGGUGAGGGAUGCGGAGAAGGCAAUCAGAGAUCAAGUAGCUAUGUUGUCCUCGGUACAAACAGCAGUAUUCAGCACAAACAAUACUUCUUCCGGGACAAAGCAAACAAGGCAACUACUUCCCUAG